ACCCGGUACUAGCAAGGUGUACCUAAUAAAGUGGCCGGUGAGUUUAUAUUACCUACUGUAUCUUAAAGAUAAUAAUUAUGGUUACUAAUUUCUAUUCAAUCAACACAUUUUUUUUUAUCAAAUAUUGUGUUGUAUGAAGUUUUUUAUGUGUGAAUGUUGAUUGUUAAAGGUCACAUAUGUUUGUGUGUUAUUUUUACUUACAAACAAUUAUUAAAAAAUGUUGGUUGUGCACACAAUAAAGUGGCAAGUAUUUUUGAGUCCACUGAUCUGAACUUUCGUCUGAAUUCUUUAAAGGUUUCUCGCUCAACUGCCCAAACCUGUGAAGUUAGCAUAGGAAGAGUAACCAUAGCAAUCAAUAUUAUCUGUAUCCUCCACAAGUUUCCUUCUUCCUCUCAUUGCCAGUAACACUUCUUCCCAUUUGGAAGUAGAAAGUUACAUUUAUUUUUGAUGGAUCUUUGAUGAAGUUGUUCACGAGAUUAUGAAACUCAUCUGAUGCAAAAAUGUUUUUUUGGAUAUGUUCAUCUUUUUUACAGAAAUGUUACUUUUGUGUUUCUUUUCUCAUUAUUAUGAUGGAAAGAGAAAAUGUUGGUGCAACCAAUUCUUCAGACUCCAAACUGAAAAGCUCCUAUAGUUUUGGCAAAAGCUUUCUUGGACUGGACAAAUGUAAUGCUUGCAUUGGAACUUCUGCAUGCAAGAAAUUCUUUAAAGAAGAAAUAAGGUUUCAGAACUGGCUUGCACCUCAUUUAAGACUUCCUCCUGCUGAUCUACAGAGCUAUGCUGGAAACCACAGUGAUGAUGGGGAAAGCUGGAGACCUGUUGAGAUUUAUCGGCUAUCUAGUAAAAGUCAACACGAUCUGGCAGACAAAAGAAUCUGCAGCACCUUUACUAAGAAGAAAGUGUGCAGUAUAGAGAUGAUAUUGAGAAAAACAGAGAGAUUCCAAAAGUGGAAGACAGCAAAACGUCUCACCCCAGACUUAGUACAGGGUCUACCUGUGCAGUUUCUUCGCUGUCCCUCACAGCGCCUCUUAGAUCGAAUAAUACGACGUUACACCGAAGUGUUUGAUGCUUGCAGUGUGUACAUGACACACCUAACUGACAAGGAUAAAAUGAGACUGCUUUACACACUUUCUGUGAAUGCUCAUCCCAUUGUCCUUCAGAUUUUUCCUGGAGCAGAGGGAUGGCCUUUCCCAAAGUACUUAGGUUCCUGUGGGCGCCUGUUUGUAAGCACAAGUUCCCAUCCACUAAUGUCCUUCAACAACUCUGCUCCUGAAGUAGCAGCGGACCUGGUAUACCAACUUCUUCAAACCAUACACCAUUUGAGCAACAAUGAUUUGAAUUACUUCUUUUAUUUUACAAAAAUUGACGGAAGCACUUUUGGAACAUUUAGUGAUGGGCGUUUAUUUAUUAGAGAUAUCAGCAAUCUUGGCAUCAUCGACUUGCAAAACGAAAAAUCAAGCAGAGACAGAAACAUUGAAGAAACCGAUUUAUUUAGUUGCUUAUCGUCUGACUGUCCACCAAUAUUAUCAUCUUGUUCCAACAUAACUGAGAGGCAGAAUCUUAUUUUGGUGUGCAAAAACAUUCUCCCAUAUUUAUUAUCAGGGAAGUUUUCUCAUUCCACUCAGCAAGAAAUCGACAAGUUUAUUGGGGUCUGUUCAGACAAUCUCAUCACUGACCUGGAGGCAUGGAAAAUAUCUGAGAAACUAAUGAACAUCUUGAGGCCAUGGAGAGCAUGUGAUCCACGAUUUGCAUACAGAUAUCCAGAGUGUAAAUAUAGUUGAAUGACACUAAAUGCUCAGAAAAUGUGUUAUAGUACAAAGUGUGAUUUCGGAAGCAGUACGAGUAGCAACAUGUGCAAUUUAUACGUUGAGCCACUCUAAGUGUUUAUAGUACAUAAGGUAGAGGACAUAAUGCAUGGUAACUUUAUUACUUUAUUUGGAUUUAACAAAACUCGUGGUUUGCUCAUGCAGGGGCAAAGCAACAGAUUCACUUUAAUCAUGGCCCCAUCAGCAUGUUAUAUUAACCUUUCUUUUUCUUCCCCGCUACUUCGAUUGGCUAGUAGGAUGUAGAAGAAUUACCCAAUCCUUCUGAGCAUAGGGAGUAGGGAUGGGACAAACACCCCCUGGUUUGGUUCGCACCAGAACAUGAGAACAGGCAAAAAAUGAGUACAAACAUGCAAGC
Messenger RNA from Rana temporaria (common frog), 2178 nucleotides. RefSeq names its product divergent protein kinase domain 2B (gene DIPK2B). The transcript has 5 exons. NCBI's taxonomy places the organism in Eukaryota, Metazoa, Chordata, Amphibia, Anura, Ranidae. The record is from RefSeq and is a predicted model, not a curated record. Bases 501 to 1778 code for a protein of 425 amino acids.